GUUUAUUUUGGCAGGUAUCAAAAGUCAUGAUUGCUUAAGAAUAUAUUUUUUGUGUAAGAAAACAAUAAUAAUGGUGUUUAUACGUGCAAUAAACAUCAUAAUGAUUAUACAGUGAAUCAGUGAUCAGUAUCUAACACCCACGCAGUUUAGGCGUGGCUGGAAGGGUGGAGCUAAAUUUGACAGCAUCUUUAAAAUUCAAAAUAAGCAAUGUCCAACAGUUCUGAGUCCAUUUCUCUUUCCUCACAGGAAAACCAGCAGAGCCUGUAUACUACCAGCACGGAUCCAUCCUCUACUGCUACUCCAGUUACUGAUGACGACUGCAACAUGCUGACAUACGAGGACACCAUUGGGUCAUCGGGUGGAGCUACUCCGGUACCACGGAUACAGCAGGGCUCAGGGUCGAAUGGAUCACAGAGUAAUAUAGAUUCAAAUGAUAUAGAUGCUCUGUCAACUCCAAAGGAUGGAUCUUCCAGUGUAGAUUGGAACAAAAGCGGUGGCAGCAGCAGGCGAGUUAGUGAAGGAGAUGGAAGUCUUUGCUCUGCUAAUGUUACCAGUCUCAGCAGUGGAGCAGGAGUCACUGAGGAUGAAAUGACAUCGAGUGAAGAAGAAACAGAAGAUGAUAACGAAGACUACUCAUCAUCAUGCAGCAACAGCACAGCAGUUCCAAGGAGGCACACUACUGCUCAUGAACCCAGUGCAAUCAAACCAGCAGCAGCCUUUAUAACUGAGCCUCCUCUUGAGGGACAGGACUCGCUACAACUCUUAGAUCAACAGGUUCUUUGCCAAAGAGUUGAGAAUGGAGACAUUGAUGCAGUCAAGCACAAUCUAAUUCAGAGCGGAUUUAAAAUAGAAUCAUCAUGUGACCAGUACAAGAGGACAUUGCUUCAUAUAGCAUCCUCUCUUGGUCAUUUGGAGAUUGUCAAGUUCUUACUAAUGUCUGGCAGCCCUGUUGAUGUGAGUUCAGUGAAGGGACAGACUCCUCUAAUGGAGGCUUGCAUUGGAGGCCAUCAUAAGAUAGUCCAAUUACUGAUACCUGAAGUGGGGGACCUGGAUCAUGUUGAUGAGGAGGGAAGGUCUGCUGCCCACUAUUGUGCACUUCAUGGUGAAGUAAAGUGUCUGAGCGUAUUAUGCGAUCAUGGUAUUGAUAUUUGUCUGGAGGACACCAUGAACAGGAAUUGUGUUCAUUAUGCUGCCAUGAAGAAUCACUCUGGUGUCAUUCAGUGUCUAAUGGAGAGAGGAGCCGAACUAGAGACAGUAGAUAAUAAAGGACAGACCCCAGCACAUUACGCAGUCAAAUACAAUAGUUUGGCCUGCUUGGAGAUGCUAUUGCACAGUGCAGUUGAUGUUACCCAAGGUGAUAUUAGUGGGACUAAACCAGCUCAUGUUGCUGCUUACUAUGAUAGACUGGACUGUCUGAAAUUACUACUGAGGAAAGGAAAAGUCAAAUGCUCUGACACUGAUCACAAAGGAAGGAAUGCACUACACAAGGCAGCUCAAGGGAAUGCCACUAAUUGCCUCCAUUGGAUGCUAAGCACUGGAAGAAUGGACCCUACUUCACUUGAUUUUGCAGGUAACUCAGGACUCCAUUACUCUGCAAUGGAAGGACAAUCGGAAGCAUAUCACUGCCUAUUGAGACAUGAUGCUGAUGAGUCUUGGUUGAAUAAUGAAGGGCUCACUCCUAUUGACUUGGCAAGGAGACAUGGGAAGUCAUUGCAUAUCAUGAAAGCAAUCGAUGGAAUGAUAAAGUGCCCAUUGUGCGACAAGGAGGAGAGUUUCAAAGAGAAGCCAUACCAAACGCAAGUCAAGAAAAAGAUUGAGGCAGAACAUACGACUCUAUUCACUGCUAAUAAGCUUAGUAUUAAUAAAAAGAAACAAAGACAACAGAGAUCAGCUCAUUCAAAGACUUUAGAAUUAAGUGGACCUUCAACUUCUCCAACUCCAAGACAUUUACUGGCAGCAAAAUAUUAUGGACCUCCUUAUAAAUAAUUGACAUGUAUCAACGAUAAUCAAUUAUUGUUCUGUAACAACACUAAUUAUUAUAACUCUUUGAAUUAUCUUCUUUUUUGGCAAAAGACUACUCAGUAUUUUCAUUAAUAAUAAAAUUAUUUUCAAAAACUAUUCCUAAAACAAAAUCUUUCUAUGA
This is a messenger RNA of Amphimedon queenslandica, 2143 nucleotides long. RefSeq names its product serine/threonine-protein phosphatase 6 regulatory ankyrin repeat subunit B-like. The record is from RefSeq and is a predicted model, not a curated record. Bases 208 to 1986 code for a protein of 592 amino acids. Gene Ontology annotation, molecular function: protein binding. The transcript is spliced from 8 exons. Lineage: Eukaryota; Metazoa; Porifera; Demospongiae; Haplosclerida; Niphatidae.